Messenger RNA from Aureobasidium musti, 2247 nucleotides. The record is from the annotation of a GenBank genome assembly. NCBI's taxonomy places the organism in Eukaryota, Fungi, Ascomycota, Dothideomycetes, Dothideales, Saccotheciaceae.
AUGUAUUCUACCAAUCGUUUACUACAGCUUUCGCUGGUUGCUGGACUAGUAGCUGGUGUCAAUGGAGAUAUUGUUGCCACAGGCACAAACUUCUCUUUGAGCGGCGCUGAUGUUUCAUAUCGCUUCCACGUCGAUCCUCGAUCUGGUGACCUCGUCUCCGAUCACUUUGGUGGACCAGUAGACGAUUUCACAGGUCCUGCUCAAAUCUCAAACAGUGGCUGGUCAACUGGACUUGACAAUAUCGGCACUCCUGGCUUGACCAAUGUUCGUCGCGAGUUUCCAGACGUCGGCCGUAGCGAUUUCCGUCUUCCUGCCAUUCACAUCAGUCAUGCUGAUGGUGAUACUGUUUCUGCCUUCACAUACCAGAGCCAUCAGAUCGUUCAAGGCAAGCCCGCGCUCAUUGGACUUCCCGCAACAUAUGGCAAUGCUGGAGAUGUCACUACCUUGAUCGUCAAGCUUUACGACAACUACUCAGAUGUGUCUGCUGCUCUGUCGUACUCAGUAUUUCCCGAGUAUAAUGCCAUUGCAAGAAGUUUCCAGAUCACCAACAAUGGCACCAACAACAUCUCCAUCGAGAGAGCAGCAAGUUUCAGCACCGACUUGCCUAACCUUGACCUGAAGAUGCUCGAGUUGCAAGGCGAUUGGUCUCAUGAAGCCAACAGGGUCAUCAGGAAUGUCGACUUUGGAGAGACUGGCUUCAGAAGUACCGAAGGAUACUCCUCGCAUGUUCACAAUCCNUUUUUCGCACUCCACUCGCCAACCACCACCGAGACCACUGGCGAAGCUUGGGGAUUCAAUCUCGUCUACACUGGCAGUUUUGCAGCGACUGCUGAAAGAUUCUCUCACGGCUUUGUUCGUGUCUUGCUUGGCUUGAAUCCACUUCAUGCUAGUAUACCCGUUGGACCUGGCGAGACAUUCCAAUCUCCCGAAGCUGUUGGCAUAUAUUCAUCUCAGGGUAUUGGAGGCAUGUCAAGAUCCUUCCAUGAUCUGUACCGCAAUCAUCUCUCCAGAUCGAAGCACACUUUCGAGACGAGGCCAGCUCUCCUCAACUCUUGGGAAGGUCUUGGUGCUGACAUCAAUCAAACUUCGCUGGAGAAUCUUGCUCAGGAAACUGCUGAACUUGGUAUCAACUUGUUUGUCAUGGAUGAUGGAUGGUUUGGUACUGCACCAUAUGCACGCACGAACGAUACUGCUGGUCUUGGAGACUGGACACCGAAUCCUGCUCGGUUCCCUGAUGGUCUCGGCCCAUACGUUGAUGCUGUUGACAGCUACGCAGUGGCAAACACAACCAAGGAUCUUUCAUUCGGAAUCUGGGUCGAGCCUGAGAUGGUCAAUCCCAACUCUACUCUAUAUCACGAACAUCCUGAUUGGGUUAUGCAUGCCGGUAGACAUGUGCGCACACUUACCCGCAAUCAGCUGGUCUUGAACCUCGGACUCCCAGAAGUGCAAGAUUAUCUCAUCAAUGCCAUUUCCAACGUCAUAAAGUCUGCCAAUAUCUCUUACAUCAAGUGGGACAACAACAGAGGUAUUCACGAGAUGUCGUCGCCUGCUGCAGACUAUGCAUACACACUAGGCAUGUACCGUGUCAUGGACAACUUGACAGGUUCUUAUCCUUCGAUCCUCUGGGAAGGCUGUGCUUCAGGAGGUGGUCGCUUUGACGCAGGCAUCUUGCACUACUACCCUCAAUCAUGGACAUCUGACAACACUGACGCCUCGGAUCGCCUGACUAUUCAGAUGGGUACUUCACUCGCAUAUCCUCCAUCUUCAAUGGCUUGUCACGUAUCAAAGGUUCCUAAUGGCUUGACCAACCGCAAUAUCUCGAUUGAGUAUCGUGCACACGUUGCAUUGAUGUGCGGUUCUUUCAGNUUCGAGCUCAAUCCUGUUGAUCUCAGUGCAGAAGAACGUGCGGCUAUUCCUUCUAUCCUUGCUACGCAUGAGAAGAUCAAUCCAAUCGUCAUCUCUGGGUCAUUCCACCGCAUUGCAUGGCCCGGUGACACGAACUGGCCUGCUGUACAGUUUGUUUCUGAAGACGAGAAUACAGCAGUGGUGUUCGCAUUCCAGCAACAAGCCAUGAUCAAGCCUGCACCACCGCCAUUGAGGAUGCAGGGUUUGAAUGCCACGGCAAGAUACUCGAGCAAUUUGUACAAUGGCACGCUAAGCGGAAACACGUUGAUGAAUGGCGGAUUGAAUUUGGCAUGGCAGAUUGCUGAUUAUCAGAGCAUGUUGAUUUGGCUGUACAAAGAGUGA